Messenger RNA from Rhopilema esculentum, 4908 nucleotides. The record is from RefSeq and is a predicted model, not a curated record. Lineage: Eukaryota; Metazoa; Cnidaria; Scyphozoa; Rhizostomeae; Rhizostomatidae.
CUGUUUAGACAAAAUAUUUUUCCCGCGUUUGUAUUUUAGGCCAUCUGAAAAAAUCUCACAGUAGUAUAGAAAAUCCAAGUUCAAUCAUUCGCUGCAGCUUACCGAGAUGUUUACCCCUAAGCGGGAUAGUCCUGGACGUGGAAGCCCAUAUGGAAGCCCUUACGAUCGACAGAAGAUGAGUCCAUUUGCUAACGGUAGUAGCGUCACCAGAAGUGGCAAACCACGAGGAGGUUCUAGGCCCUCUCUUGGAAUGUACGAAAGUAGUCUAGUUUCUGGGAAAAGCCAUGGAACUCCUAUCACAAUUGAAGAGGCACCAACACACAGAGUUAUGUCUUAUGGUAAAGCACUCCCAGUGCAAGUUUCUGAGUCACUUUCAAAAAGAUCAUCAGGUCAGAUCACUUGCAAAUUAGACAUGAAUGGUUGGGCUUGGUUAGUGAAUGGAAAAAGUCUUCUUGUAUGGAAAUAUGUUCCAUCUUUGUUAAAUAAGAAUAUUUCUUGUUGUGAGCUGCCCCUUCCAACCUCAGACCUUUACCACAAAGCCAGACUUACCUGUGUCAUGCCUUUGGACACUGGCGACGGCCAGCAGCACCCAAGAGAUUCUAUGGCAUCAGUUGUCAAUAUAUCUCCUGGAGGAACAAUCAGAUUUUGGCCAAAUAUUGCAAAUCCAAGCAUAUUUGUUGAGUCUUCUGCUGGGCAUCGUGGCAAGGAAUUUCAUUGUCUUGCUGCGCUACCACCUCAUGGUUGCAUUUUGAUGACUGCUGAUGGCGAGGUUCUUCUGGUCUCACCCAAUCAAGCUGGUGUAAUAUGUCGCUCUAUCAUUGAGUCAGCUGGGUUGCUGUCAGGAGUUGGUCGCAAAAUGUCUUCAUUUUUAUUUGGAAAUGCAUCUUCAUCGGUUGCCCUGCAUUUGCCCAAGCUUUCUGUUGCACCUAAAGGUGAAGCUACCAAUAAAAGGCAGUAUUAUUCGCUGCUAAACGGCAAUUUACAAAAGUGGGAGUUAGCAGAAGGACGCGAGAAGCUGCUUUCGCAAAUUGACCUUCUUGACAAAUUAGAGAAAGAGAUUUUCAAUGUAAUUGAGAUCGAUCGUGAUGCCCUGGUCAAGAUCGAACCACUUGACAUUACGUCAUCAGUAUAUAGUGUGACGAUUUUGGCCAGCGUAGUGGUGCGAAUAAUUGACGGACUCAAGGUCAUCUUGCUACUCGGUACCUUACAAUCAUCUGGCAAAGAUAUUGCCAGCAGUUUUGACAGUCUUGUGCCUUUGGAAUAUGCCAUAGAAAUCGAGGAUGAAUCUGCAGUGCCUGAAUUCGAAUUGGUUGUUCCACCUGGCAGUUACCAAGUAUUUGUUUUUAACAGAGAUGUUAUAACUGUUAGCCCAGUUUCGGAAUACAAAAACACAUCGGUUGAUGUCAAAUUUCCAAACGAAUCUUCGAAAGUUGUCGGCGGUGGUUGCUACGGAACAGAUGCUGUUUUUCUGUCAAAGAGACAUGGUUUGUUCAUCGUUGUUGCCUAUCACAAAGAUUCUCCAUCCAGUGUUUUGCAAAUGGAACCAUUGUCAGAAACAAAAGCUUCAGAGAUGGCAACGUCCAGUGCAUCAAUGGAUAUUACUGAAGUUAGUGGCGCAAGGGAGUCUGGAAAUAGCGAGAAGAACCUUGAGGAUGUGAUAAGAGAGGCAUUUUAUAAACACUGUGAAGAUAAAAUUUUCGAAGCCACGGAAAUCAUAUCAAUGAUUCCGUCAGAAGCCAAGAUCAAUGAAGUAGUAGUUGGUAUAGGAAGAGAGAUAAUUGAUGCUAUACCAGCCUCGGAUCCACGCUGGGCCCAGCAUGCCCUUCAAGGUGCUGGGCAGGCGACUACUGACUCUGUUCUGAUUAUGAGGCAGUUAAAAGAUAAAGAACGUGUGUUUGAAUACUUCCUCAAAUUCUUAGAUGACGUUGAAAUUUUUGACAAGCUUACUAUUUGUCACGAUGAAAACAACCACUGUUACACAAAAUUUAAAUUAUGUGAGCAAGCUGAAAAACUGAAUGCAGCCCAAGCAUUGCAGACGAUCAAUCUGAAAGAGGAUGCCUUGAUUCAAGAAGUAAUCAAAUCAGUUGUCCACCAACGAGAUAUUGAUGUCAUGGGCGAUCACCUUACAGAUCAAGACAUCUUCUUUAGAGAGGUUAGCAAGAUAAGCGAGUUGUUCCCCGCCCUGGUUGUUUACGAAGAAGAAGCACUGAGUCAAUUUACGUCAAUGAAGAAGCAGAUUGAGCUCAUAUCUGACGUAAACAACAUCAUUAUUGCUGCGUUGAAGAAUUCCUGGCUGUACAGACAGAGCAAAGCCUCGUUUUUUCAUCCGACUUCUGAAAACAUCGAAGUCAUUGAGUAUAUACCAUGGACAGCUACAAACGAUGCAAAAGGUAUCCGGACAGUUCUCAAGAAGCAGAUUCUCUUGACUGAGGACAAAGCUUUGGCCAAUACUGAUAACCCAAACAUCAGCAAAAAUCUUCUACAGCAGGCAGUUGAUUUGUCAGAUUUGUUGCUAGAUGGCUACGUCACUCAGCUCCAGUUUCUAAAAGCCACAAAAAAUGACUGUGGACAACUGCAACUUGAGUUUGAAACUGAGCGAAAGUCUGCCAUUGAACCUCUCAUUCAACAAGAACAUUACAAGAUGGCGUUGGCACUGGCCGAAAAAUACAAGGAUUUCGCACUUAUGAUAGAAAUUUGCGACAGAGAAGGAAACCAUGAAAAACUUGAGAAAUACAAGGCUACACUUGUAUCAGAGGGUUUUCUAGAUUUUCUCUUCAAAUGGUACUUGGAUAGGGGUGAACUUGGAAAACUUUUAACCGAAAGCUCAUCGUCCCAACUCGAAAAGUUCUUGAGCUCUCACCACCAUCUAAGCUGGCUACAUUUCAUUGGAAAUGGUGAAUACGAAAAGGCUUCUGAUGUUUUAAAAAGAACUGCAAAAGGAGAAAGAUCAUUUUUAGCAAGAAAAAAGAUUCUCUUGACUGAGGACAAAGCUUUGGCCAAUACUGAUAACCCAAACAUCAGCAAAAAUCUUCUACAGCAGGCAGUUGAUUUGUCAGAUUUGUUGCUAGAUGGCUACGUCACUCAACUCCAGUUUCUAAAAGCCACAAAAAAUGACUGUGGACAACUGCAACUUGAGUUUGAAACUGAGCGAAAGUCUGCCAUUGAACCUCUCAUUCAACAAGAACAUUACAAGAUGGCGUUGGCACUGGCCGAAAAAUACAAGGAUUUUGCACUUAUGAUAGAAAUCUGCGACAGAGAAGGAAACCAUGAAAAACUUGAGAAAUACAAGGCUACACUUGUAUCAGAGGGUUUUCUAGAUUUUCUCUUCAAAUGGUACUUGGAUAGGGGUGAACUUGGAAAACUUUUAACCGAAAGCUCAUCGUCCCAACUCGAAAAGUUCUUGAGCUCUCACCACCAUCUAAGCUGGCUACACUUCAUUGGAAAUGGUGAAUACGAAAAGGCAUCUGAUGUUUUAAAAAGAACUGCAAAAGGAGAAAGAUCGUUUUUAGCAAGAAAAAAGACGAUGCUGUCGAUCGCCAAACUUUGUUUAUUGGCCACAGAAGAAGAUUCGCCGAGCAUUCCUCGUGAUUUGGAAGAAAUCCAAAAUCAUCUAGAUGUUAUUUUACACCAAGAAACUCUGCCAGCUGCUGUUGUUGAGAAUGCCGGAAUCGAUCCAAACAGCAUGCCACCUUUGACGGUCGAGGAUCUAAUCGAGCUUUAUACUGGUGAGAAUAACACUGAUGCAAAUGAAUACGACUUUAAAAGGGCACUUGAUCUUGUUCCCUUUGUUGACCCACUUAAAAAACAAAAACUGUGGAAUCGUAUAUGGUGCAGAUCAAUUAUCAGAGAUGACUGGAACAGAAACCUUGCACCUGACCCCCUCACAGCAGUUCAAGGAACUGUCUUCUGUAAAUGCGCUCGGCUGUUUCAUCAAGAGACUUCAGAUGUCUUGACAGUGCUGCCCACGUUGGAUGUUUUGCAAUCGUCUGAAGAGUUACAGGGAUAUGAGCUGAGCUCAAAUGACAAUUUCAUGUUCCUUAUAAAAGCUUUCUACGAAAGCCUUGCUUCCAGAUAACUGCCUCAUUAUCAGAUAAGUUUUUCUUCUUUCUUAUAUCAUUAUUUGCUAAUUUUUGUACAAAAACAUUGGUCUAUAAACUGCCGGAAAUAGCACUUAUGAAUUUAAUGCAUUUGUCAUUCUCCAAUUGAAACAUGAUUAAAUGUACAUAUUAGAGUCCGUAUUUGUUUCUGUUUUACGAAAUUGGCAACAUCUAUUGCAAAAAUAUCCUGACUCUAGUUUUCGGGUUGUAUUUUGUUUCUCAAAAUUGCUUACAAAAUUGGUCGUUGAAUCAGUUUUAUGCAAUGGUAGAGUAAUUUGAGAGUCGUGUGUACAGUUUUGACAACUGCCAAUCAGAAAGCCAUGUAUGGGAAUCCUAAUUGCCUCUAGUAGGUAAUCAGUUAGACUGGCUUGAUUUUUACCAGUCAGCAUUGAGAAACACCCACUUUGCUGGCUCGAAUCAACUUCAUUCAUACAUUCGUUUGUAAGGAAAGAUUCUUCUCCCGCAAAUGCCAAAUUAUCAUUGAAAACAGCUUAGCAAUAUAUGAGGGAUAAGACAACACGUAGUUCUUAGAAAUUUUUGCUCAAUUUUUGGUCUGUAUAUGGUGAACCCAUUAAUGUUUUUGUGGUUACGGAAAACUUGAUACAGCAAAAAUGUAACUAAAGCCCUGGUCAAACGAUCCAACAUUGUUGGCUCUGCGCACGCGUUAUCGGUAAAAGACCGCCAAAAUUCAACCAUAUCAUUAAUGUUGACUUCUCGGGUUGAUUUCGUUCGCUUUGACUCUCACUUCGACUCUAGAUUUUGCUUACAAUUGAUACAAUUUAUAGCUAUGGAAGCGAUUGCCUUUCGUUUU